GUCGGUCCGCCGCUCGGCCCCGCGCUGACACGCCAGACCAGCGGUACACACACCUUAUGAACCGUCGCUCUGUUGGUACUCUUUGAUACAGACGUGAUUUUAUCAGACUCGCAGAAGAAGAAGAGUAUGGUGGCUGUUUGAAAAUAGGAGCAAAGAUGGCACAGAAAGACACACUGCUGCAUCUCUUCGCUGGAGGAUGUAGUGGUACAGUGGGAGCCAUCGUGACCUGCCCACUGGAGGUGUUAAAGACACGAUUGCAGUCUUCUGGACUUACCCUCCGGCCCGUCUUCCAGGUCCAGCUAGGCACCCUGAGUGGUACGGGUGUCAUCCGACCAGGAACUGUUACCCCGGGGUUGCUGCAGGUCCUGAGAUCGAUUCUAGAAAAAGAGGGACCAAGAUCACUCUUCCGUGGUCUGGGGCCAAACCUUGUCGGUGUGGCUCCCUCAAGAGCCAUUUACUUUGCUGCUUACUCAAAAUCUAAAGAGAUAUUCAAUGGGCUGUUCGUUCCUAAUAGCGGUGCAGUGCACAUGUCCUCUGCUGGUGUUGCAGCUUUCGUCACUAAUUCUCUGAUGAACCCCAUCUGGAUGGUAAAGACCAGAAUGCAGCUGGAGAAAAAAGCCAGAGGAGAGAAGAAGAUGAACGCACUGCAGUGUGCCCGCUAUGUUUACAGAACCGAAGGCAUCCGAGGCUUCUACCGAGGCCUUACUGCAUCGUACGCUGGCAUCUCGGAGACUAUGAUCUGCUUCCUCAUCUACGAGACACUAAAGAAAAACCUUGCCAAGAGCCAGUUCACCUCACCAAACGGAGAAAAGGAGAAAGGAGCAUCAGACUUCCUGGGUCUGAUGAUGGCAGCUGCUUUUUCAAAGGGUUGUGCCUCCUGCAUAGCCUACCCACACGAGGUUAUUCGGACAAGGCUGCGUGAGGAAGGCAGCAAAUACAAGUAUUUCUUCCAGACAGGGAGGUUGAUAGCGGUGGAGGAAGGCUAUGCAGCUUUUUAUAGAGGACUCAUUCCACAGCUAAUUAGACAAAUCCCUAACACAGCCAUCGUCCUCUCCACAUAUGAACUCCUCGUCCAUCUGCUGGGAGAUUCCAAGUGAGGACAUGUUUGAACGUCAGGUAUUCCGGAAAGACGGAUGCCACACAAAGCCCAAGGCACACUGAGCAACAGACUUUUGAAAAUGCAGUACAUACAUUUUUCAGUGUGGUGCUAAAGGGACUUUUCAAAUUCAAAGGUGUACUGUUAUCCAAAGAGCUAAGCACAUUGUUUUACUGAAAGCUUGUCAUUAGGAGUUUAUCAAAAAUAACGUAAGAAAUUCUGGUUCUUAUUAAAAACUCCUUACCUGUGAAAAAAGGUCAUCUUCUUAGAGGACUAGUGUUAAGUUAACUAAAUUAUUUUAUGUUUUGUUAUUUUAUGACAGUGUUUGUUUCCUUUUUAUCAAUGUUUAAUGUACCAAGACACAUGACUCGUUUAGUUAAUGAAGGGAAGCAAUUCAGAAGAAGUGCAAGAAAUUGUGCUAUUUCCUGCAUUGUGAAGACCAUACAGACCAUUUUGACUGGUGUACUUUCACAAAUACAACGUGCUGGUUUUGAAGUUUGAAUUAAAGAGAAAUUUAUCAUAUUUUUCAUUAAUAUAAAUAUUUUUCUUUGUGAAAUAUUUUACAAUAAGAUGAGAACCUUGAUUCUUAUUUGACCAGUGGCUCAAUAAAAUGCAUCAAGAAACGUCAUUAGUUGGUGGUUGACCCAAAUGCUGAUAUUCUGUUAAUGCACGAAUCUGCCUUUAAUGUAUAGGAAACUAAAAGACACACAAGGGAUGUUGCAUUGUACAAGCAUGGCUAAACAGAAAUCACAGGAUAUAUCAGGGACUAUUUGGCUGGUUCUGUAAAGUCCAAAUAUUCUGAUGAAUCAAUCUCAUAAAAGGCUUUGUACUGGUGAUCCCCUCUAAAUGUGGCUAAAAAUAUAUUUGAGAUCAACAUGGCUGAGAAGUUUGUUUUUUUUCCUUAAGGAUCUCAAAGUUAUUUUACGUUCUGGGACUAUUCUUAAUUUCACCAGGAAAAGGUGUAAGUUCAGUGCCUGAAAUGUGCAGUAAAUGCUCUCCUUAACUCUACAUAAGGAACAUAGAAGAUAAGAUUGUGUUUUCAUGCUAUGACUGAACGUCAGGAUGUCCUAUCGUUUUCUUCCAUGUACUGUAAGUUGUUGUGUUUGUUUUUUGUUCAGUAAUGCCUGCUUCACUUAUAGUUACAGAUCUGGGAACCAGUCUUCCACUGUCUCCGAAUAUCAUGGCUAUAAAAAAAUAUGCAACUA
This is a messenger RNA of Scomber japonicus (chub mackerel), 2301 nucleotides long. It is a transcript of the gene slc25a33, whose product is annotated as solute carrier family 25 member 33. NCBI's taxonomy places the organism in Eukaryota, Metazoa, Chordata, Actinopteri, Scombriformes, Scombridae. The coding region runs from base 156 to 1097 and encodes 313 amino acids. The transcript is spliced from 7 exons. Gene Ontology annotation, molecular function: pyrimidine nucleotide transmembrane transporter activity. The record is from RefSeq and is a predicted model, not a curated record. Gene Ontology annotation, biological process: pyrimidine nucleotide import into mitochondrion. Gene Ontology annotation, cellular component: mitochondrion.